UCCCUGUUCACCACAGGUGUAUAUCUCGACAUGGCGAUUUCUUCUGCUGGGCCAGCCGUACCAAAGGUCGAAGUUGACGAAGUCACGGGUGAGGAUGUCCCUCUUACACAUGAUGGAGCAGUCGUUCAUGUUGCGCUGGAUGAUUGUGGCUACUACGUGCGAUGGUUGUUUGAAAACCCUCAAGAGGCGGACGGCCGAGACCUGGAAGUGGCUAUCGAGCACGUGCAUUACGACGAUCUUGCCAAGGCAUUCGAACGAGUCACCGGACGAAAGGCACGUUUUAUCGAUGUGGAUUCCGAGACAUACUGGAGGGAAGAAUCCCUGGCCGAAACUGCGGACAGACCGAUUGGCGUCGCGGCUGAUGCAAGUGACAGCGCCAAUAUGAUCAUUAAGCAGAAUUUUACCGGAUGGUGGAACAUUUGGAGGGCGUCUGGUUACAACAAAGGCGUCAUCCAGAGGGACUACGAUCUGCUGGAUAGGAUCUUUCCCGGGAGAAUUCGCACUGCCGAGUAG
This is a messenger RNA of Fusarium vanettenii 77-13-4, 513 nucleotides long. RefSeq lists its product as uncharacterized. The transcript has 2 exons. The annotation marks the transcript as partial. NCBI's taxonomy places the organism in Eukaryota, Fungi, Ascomycota, Sordariomycetes, Hypocreales, Nectriaceae. The record is from RefSeq and is a predicted model, not a curated record.